This is a messenger RNA of Ceratotherium simum simum (southern white rhinoceros), 3851 nucleotides long. RefSeq names its product DNA ligase 3 (gene LIG3). The record is from RefSeq and is a predicted model, not a curated record. Gene Ontology annotation, molecular function: DNA ligase (ATP) activity; DNA binding; zinc ion binding. Gene Ontology annotation, cellular component: DNA ligase III-XRCC1 complex; nucleus. Gene Ontology annotation, biological process: DNA biosynthetic process; DNA recombination; double-strand break repair. Lineage: Eukaryota; Metazoa; Chordata; Mammalia; Perissodactyla; Rhinocerotidae.
GCUCUAGGACCCGGAUUUAAAGAGACAGGCGCUACAACCGUCGUGGCUGCGCGCGGCCUGCGGGCGGCGGGUCAGAGGCCUGCGGUGUGCGCCGGAGUCAGGAAAGCAGCUGUAUGACUUUGGCUUUCAAGAUCCUCUUCCCACCAACCCUCCGAGCACUCAGCCGAAAAGAACUGUGCCUAAUCCGAGAACAACAUCACUGGCCUGACAUCAGACAAUUCAGCCAUUGGUCGGAAACAGAUCUGCUUCAUGGGCGCUGCUUCCUCCAGAGAAGAAAGCCAUUUCUGUCAUUUCAGGAAGGCAGUCUAGGACCGCGUGCCACCUGCCUUGUUCACUUGCCAGGGUUGCAUGUGGGACUCUGCAGUGGCCCCUCUGAGAUGGCCGAGCAACGGUUCUGUGUGGACUAUGCCAAGCGUGGCACAGCUGGCUGCAAAAAAUGCAAGGAAAAGAUUGUGAAGGGGGUGUGCCGAAUCGGCAAAGUAGUGCCCAAUCCCUUCUCAGAUUCCGGGGGUGAUAUGAAAGAGUGGUACCACAUUAAAUGCAUGUUUGAGAAACUGGAGCGGGCCCGGGCCACCACGAAAAAAAUUGAGGACCUCACGGAGCUGGAAGGUUGGGAAGAACUGGAAGAUAAUGAGAAGGAACAGAUAAGCCAGCACAUUGCAGAUCUGUCUUCUAAGGCAGCAAGCACACCAAAGAAGAAAGCUGUUGUCCAGGCUAAGCUGACAGCCACUGGCCAGGUGACAUCUCCAGUGAAAGGUGCCUCAUUUGUCACCAGUACCAAUCCCCGGAAAUUUUCUGGCUUUUCAGCCAAGCCCAACAACUCUGGGGAAGCCCGCUCAAGCCCUACCCGUAAGACAAGUCUGUCCUCAAGCAAAUGUGACCCCAAGCACAAGGAUUGUCUGCUACGCGAGUUUCGGAAGUUGUGCGCCAUGGUGGCUGAAAAUCCUAGCUACAACACCAAGACCCAGAUCAUCCAGGACUUCCUUCAGAAAGGCUCAGCAGGAGAUGGUUUCCAUGGUGACGUGUACCUAACAGUGAAGCUGCUGCUGCCAGGUGUUAUUAAGAGUGUUUACAACUUGAAUGAUAAGCAGAUUGUGAAGCUUUUCAGCCGCAUUUUUAACUGCAACCCAGAUGAUAUGGCACGAGACCUAGAGCAGGGUGACGUGUCAGAGACAAUCAGAGUCUUCUUUGAGCAGAGCAAGUCUUUCCCCCCAGCUGCCAAGAGCCUCCUUACCAUCCAAGAGGUGGAUGAAUUCCUCCUGCGGCUCUCCAAGCUCACCAAGGAGGAUGAGCAGCAACAGGCCCUGCAGGACAUCGCCUCCAGGUGUACAGCCAAUGACCUUAAGUGCAUCAUCAGGUUGAUCAAACAUGAUCUGAAGAUGAACUCAGGUGCAAAACAUGUGUUAGAUGCUCUUGACCCUAAUGCCUAUGAAGCCUUCAAAGCUUCACGCAACCUGCAGGACGUGGUGGAGCGGGUCCUCCACAAUGAGCAGGAGGUGGAGAAGGAGCCCGGCCAGAGACGAGCUCUGAGUGUCCAGGCCUCACUGAUGACCCCGGUGCAGCCCAUGCUGGCCGAGGCCUGCAAGUCCAUUGAGUAUGCGAUGAAGAAGUGUCCUAACGGCAUGUUCUCUGAGAUCAAGUAUGAUGGGGAGCGAGUCCAGGUGCAUAAGAACGGGAACCACUUCAGCUAUUUCAGCCGCAGUCUCAAGCCCGUCCUGCCUCACAAGGUGGCCCACUUUAAGGACCACAUCCCCCAGGCUUUCCCUGGAGGCCACAGCAUGAUCUUGGACUCUGAGGUGCUCCUGAUUGACAACAAGACAGGCAAACCACUGCCCUUUGGGACUCUGGGAGUGCACAAGAAAGCUGCCUUCCAGGAUGCUAAUGUCUGCCUGUUUGUUUUUGAUUGUAUCUACUUCAAUGAUGUCAGCUUGAUGGACAGGCCUCUGUGUGAGCGGCGGAAGUUUCUUCAUGAUAACAUGGUUGAAAUUCCCAACCGGAUCAUGUUCUCAGAAAUGAAGCGAGUCAUGAAAGCUUCAGACUUGGCCGACAUGAUCAACCGGGUGAUCCGAGAGGGCUUGGAAGGGCUGGUGCUGAAGGACGUGAAGGGUACAUAUGAGCCUGGAAAGCGGCAUUGGCUGAAAGUGAAGAAAGACUAUUUGAACGAGGGGGCCAUGGCUGACACAGCUGACCUGGUGGUCCUUGGGGCCUUCUAUGGGCAAGGGAGCAAAGGUGGCAUGAUGUCCAUCUUCCUCAUGGGCUGCUAUGACCCAAGCAGCCAGAAGUGGUGCACAGUCACCAAGUGUUCAGGAGGCCAUGAUGACGCGACACUUGCCCGCCUGCAGAAGGAACUGGACAUGGUGAAGAUCAGCAAGGAUCCCAGCAAGAUACCCAGCUGGCUGAAAAUCAAUAAGAUCUACUAUCCUGACUUCAUCGUCCCAGACCCAAAGAAAGCUGCCGUGUGGGAGAUCACAGGGGCUGAAUUCUCCAAAUCCGAGGCUCACACUGCCGAUGGGAUCUCCAUCCGAUUCCCGCGCUGCACCCGAAUCCGUGAAGAUAAGGACUGGAAAUCUGCCACUAACCUCCCCCAACUCAAGGAACUGUACCAACUGUCCAAGGAGAGGGCUGACUUCACUGUAGUGGCUGGAGAUGAGGGGAGCUCCACUAUAGGGGGCAGCAAUGGAGAGAAUGAGGGCACCUCGGGGCCUGCUGUGUCUUGCAAGGCCCCCCGAGCGGCCCCUAAGCAGCCGUCCACCAGUGCCAAGAAGGCAGGAGGGAAGCUGAGUAGCCCCAACAGCAAAGGCGGCAGCAAGCUGACUGCAAAGCCAUCCCCUGUGAAAGUGGGAGAGAAGCUGGUUACAGAGUCUUCUCCCGUGAAAACGGGGGAGAAGCGGAAGGCUCCCGAUGAGACCCCAUGCCAAACAAAGAGGCGGCUGGCCAGUGAGCAGAGAGGAAGGAGAGCUGUGCCAGCAGGCAGGCGAUAGAACAGCCCAGCUAGCCUCUUGGCUAGCCAAGAGGCUGCAGGGACCCACCCGGCUGUUGGUCCCAAGUCACAAAUUACAUUAAAGGGGAGAAAGCCCGAUCUGGGUGUGGGAGUGCAGCAGUGUGAGUUUAUGCACAGGGCGGGGCAGGGCCAGCCAGCCAGGAUGGGGAGAGGGCACUGGCUUGGUGACUGUCCUCCCACCUAAGGAACGUUUUCCCUUUGUACUCCUUUGUCACUCUUUGGUUUGACAACAGCUAUCGAGCACUUACUGAGGCUAGUAACUGGGCUCAACCCUGGGGGGAGCUGAUGACCCAAAGGGCAGAUAGACAAACAUUUGAUCACUAUACCAUGUGACUGCACCACCCCACACCCCACCCCCAGCCAAGAGUAAGCCCAGAAGUCUGGCAACUCAAACCCUGAACCCAGUCCCCAGCAGACCUGUAGAACCCUACCCAUCUUUUCCCUAAAGCCCUUGAAUUCAUCCACAGUAAUGAGCAGGGCUCUUGGCUCCCCAAGUCUAGCUCCUUGUGCAGGUAGACUGCUUGAUCCAGCAACGUCACUGAAUCUGAGAGCCACUGGCCCUGCCUGCCAGCCACUGGAUGAUCCUUAGAGACACAUACUUUUCCCUUCUCCAGGUCCCUGAUGUCAGGACCCAUCUGUGCUCCCUCCUUUUCCUCUAGGCAGGGAUGGAGGGAUGUCAGUGCUGCGUAAUCUGGAGUGCUUGGAGGAAGAGGGUUUUGAUGCCUGUGCCUUUUCUCCAGUAAACUCUGCUUGUGUCCUGACCAUUAGGCUCUCUGUCUCCGGCUCUUGUUCUAACCUCCAUACCCUCUGGCCUGUGCUCAUCUGGGUGGAGACCCAUCUCCCCCAGCAC